AUGAAAGAACCACAAGAAAGACAGACUAGAUUUUAAUCAAAAGCAGAAGAAUGUGGAAUAUGUUAUAAUACAAUAGAAUAAUAGGUAAAUUGAGUUCAUUAUUUUAAGGGACAGCUAGAUAGUUGUAAUCACUCAUUUUGUUUAGCUUGCAUUCAAUAAUGGUCUAAUGUAAAGAAUGUAUUAAAUGUAGAUUGAGAACACUUGUCCUCUUUGUAAGUAGAAAUUCAAAUAGAUUGAAUAAAAGUGGAAAAGAGUAUUUCUUAUAUUUAAUUAGGUGCAUUAUAAAAGUCAUAAGAUUUCGAAGUAAAACUGUAAACAGAAUAAGUAAAACAUCAAUAUUAUCACUAGAAUUUUUGUGAAAGACAAAAGUCAAUCUCAAAAAGAGGAGUAUUUUAAUGUACUAAUUGAAAUCUUGAAUGAAUUUAUUUUGGCUGAUAGUAUUUAUAAAUUACAUACCUUAGUUAAUGCAUGA
Molecule: messenger RNA, 472 nt
Organism: Paramecium octaurelia
Lineage: Eukaryota; Ciliophora; Oligohymenophorea; Peniculida; Parameciidae
Source: the annotation of a GenBank genome assembly